UAUGGCAAGGUCCUACACAUUAAGGGAGUAGUUUGUGUUUAUACUUUAUAUGAUGACCGAAGAGCAACACCCACCCGAAGUAACGGGUCCAUAUGAGGAGCCCAUCAAAUACGGCGACGUGUUCAUUGUAUCGGGCCAAGUUGCGAAUAAGCCCAUCUUACCGGAAGAUGCCGCUGCCAUGGAGGCCGGUGAGCGUAACGUUAUGGGCCAAAGCCCACUUUUUGGCCCAGCAUCCGUUAUGCAAUCCGCCGCCUCUAUUAAUGUGCAAUCGGGUUAUUGUGACCCGGAUUCAAAUCCGAACCAUGAAGGGGUUCAGGUUACAGAGUCCGAUAUGAAUGGAAUUCGAAUCAUCACGGAAUCCGUUAGUGACGAGGUAGUAGGGCAAUAUGUUGAACCAAACUUUACCGGUCCAAGUGCAACUUCUCCAGCAGAACAAGCCCAAGAGAGGGAGUCAGUCACAAUUGGUGAGGCCUUGGAGGCUGUGGCACUUUCAGCUGGUGACCACCCAGUCGAUAAGGCCGAUGCAGCUGCUAUAGAGGCUGCCGAGAAGAGAGCUCUUGGCGUCGACACCAUGCCACACGGAGGCCUCGCUGAGGAGGCUUACAAUGCAGCCGCUUGGAAUGCUAAAACGUUGGGCUAUGAAUUUAGGACUACUAUGGAUGACAUCCUUAGGGAUGCUAGUGAUAAAUUGUCACAUGAUAAGCCUGUAACGCAUGAAGAUGCCAAAGAAAUAUUAGAAGCUGAGGCCAAGAAUGAUCCAGCCAAUGCUAUUACUGCUGGUGGAGUGGGUGAGAUGAUGUCUGCUGCUGCAAGUUUAAAUAUUCCCAAAUCCUAGGAAUAAAUACCUAGUGUUGCGUCAUUAAAUGCUACGAGUAUAUAUAAGUCGUGUUACAUGUACAAAUUAAAUACAAAAGCAUCAUACAUUCAGGUGUACCUGUAUCUAUGAUGGGCAAUCUCAAUUAUACAUUCUUGUGUACAUAUAUUAACUCCAAUUUGCCGAGAUGAGUGUAUAUAUACAAGUAUAAUAUAAAAUGUUAGUGAGCCUUUUUUUUUUCAUUGUGUUCAGUUUAGGUGUGUGUUGUUACUCUCAUAUAAGCAAGCAUCAAUGCUUGGAACUUAUUAGCCAAUUUUUAUGGUUGAUGUGGGACAUAUAUAUAUGAUAUUUAUACAAUGGAAAAUGGUUCUUUUGCCCCACUUGAAUGUAUAUGUUUUAUCUACUAUUCCAAAAAUAUUUACUGCUCAUAAAGAGACAAUAUAU
Molecule: messenger RNA, 1258 nt
Organism: Chenopodium quinoa (quinoa)
Lineage: Eukaryota; Viridiplantae; Streptophyta; Magnoliopsida; Caryophyllales; Amaranthaceae
Product: late embryogenesis abundant protein D-34-like
Exons: 3
Coding region: 50-835 (261 amino acids)
Source: RefSeq, a predicted model, not a curated record